Halteromyces radiatus is the source of this 609-nucleotide messenger RNA. Its product is annotated as ribosomal protein L6, alpha-beta domain-containing protein. Lineage: Eukaryota; Fungi; Mucoromycota; Mucoromycetes; Mucorales; Cunninghamellaceae. Gene Ontology annotation, molecular function: structural constituent of ribosome; rRNA binding. Gene Ontology annotation, cellular component: cytosolic large ribosomal subunit; ribosome. Gene Ontology annotation, biological process: cytoplasmic translation. The record is from RefSeq and is a predicted model, not a curated record. The transcript has 2 exons. The annotation marks the transcript as partial.
CAUGAAGGAUAUUUAUCAAGACGACGAACUCAUCAUCCCUCAAGGUGUCAAGGUUGCCAUCAAGGCUCGCGACAUCACUGUCACUGGUCCUCGCGGUACUUUGAACAAGAACUUGCGCCAUUUGAACAUUGAAAUCAAGUUUGCUGGUAAGGACAAGCUCAAAUUUGUUGUGUACCAUGGUGGUCGUAAGCAUGUUGCUUGUAUCCGUACUGUUCGUUCUCUCGUCAACAAUAUGAUUAUUGGUGUGACCAAGGGUUUCCAAUACAAGAUGCGAUACGUUUAUGCGCAUUUUCCCAUCAACUGUAUUAUUAACAACGAUGGUAAGGACGUCGAAAUCCGUAACUUCUUGGGUCAAAAGGUCGUAUUCCGUGUCAAGAUGCGUGAAGGUGUUACUGUUGCUGCCUCAGCCAACCAAAAGGAUGAAUUGACUUUGACUGGUAACGAUUUGGAAGCUGUCUCUCAAUGUGCUGCUGAUAUUCAACAAUCUUGUUUGGUCAAGAAGAAGGAUAUUCGUAAAUUCUUGGAUGGUAUCUAUGUCUCUGAACGCAAUGUUCUUGAAGCUGAUGCUUAAAUGGACUCAAAAAUAAAACAAUAUGUAUUUUGACUUUA